Molecule: messenger RNA, 4623 nt
Organism: Archocentrus centrarchus (flier cichlid)
Lineage: Eukaryota; Metazoa; Chordata; Actinopteri; Cichliformes; Cichlidae
Product: tripartite motif-containing protein 16-like
Exons: 2
Coding region: 1092-2603 (503 amino acids)
Molecular function (GO): protein binding
Source: RefSeq, a predicted model, not a curated record
GGUGCGUGUCAAGCUGCGACCUCGAGGGCGGAAAAAUGCUAAACUUUCAGUUUUACCAGCAGUCAGACCGCUCCUCCUAUCAGCCCUGUUAACAAGGUUUCCUGAUUUACUCAUUUCCGGACUCAUUGAACGCAUCACCAUCCCAUAAUAGUUUCCUCCUCACGACGGAACAGGACUUCGCUUCGGAGCUCACAGUUCGCUCUCUUUCAGUUGGACCUGUACCCUCAAAUAGUUGCUAAAAUAGUUACUCUUCACCUCAGUGGAGGACUACCUCGCCGGGACACUCGUGGGUUUUGUAUCCUCAAUGUUUAUGCGUCCAUGAGACUGUAAGUUUGCCUCUUUGAUUGUUUGGCUAGUUACGAAAAGCGUCCAGAUCGCUGUUGAAAUACUCUUCUCUGUAGUUGUUCUCACUGUUUAAUUCUGAGUGUUGUUGCUGUAAUAUUCCUCAUUAUUAUGAUAACUAUCGUUGUGAAAUCUUUAUUAGUCUUAGUUGCGUCUGAGUUAGCUUUUUUGUAUUGCGGAUGCCGAAAAUGCCGGUGAUGCAUUUAAAGACCAUCGGAAUUCUGGAAAUUCACAUAAUUUCAUCUUAGUCAAUGGUGCGUUCAAGGACGCUUGGAAUUUUCUGUAUUUGACGAGAAUUCACUGGAUAUCAAUGUUUCUUCUAGUAUGCUAUUUUAGUUAAAAGCCAUGUCAUUCAAUAACUCUUUACACCAUUCUAGUUUAUUUCAUUGUAGAUACUUGAAUAUUUAUCUGUGCUGUUAGAUUACAUUUGUUAUAUAUCUAUUUGAUCACUUGUCAUUUAUUCUUCUUUUUGUAGAAACCAUAAACUUCACUAUAAACAUAAACCUCAUUAUAAGCAUAACCCUCAUCCCAAGGUAAUAAAGAGUGGCAUGAGUGUAACUGACGUCUUCUCUCAUCUGUUCUGGCCGGACAACCUGGGGAGAUUGAGGAUCUAAAUCAGUUGCCUUAUACAAUCCUUCAGAGCUCACAAGUUUGGAUUAUUUUCCAUCACCUCUUUUACAAGCCUUAACCUGAAAAUCCACUUACCUGCUCCUCAUGGUGAGAUGCUUUCUUACACUCACUGAGGUGAAAUGGCGCAGCAAGCUUUUAAACUGGAUCAGAAAAAACUCUGCUGUUCAAUAUGUUUGGGUCUCCUGAAGGAUCCAGUGACCAUUCCCUGUGGGCACAGCUACUGUAUGAAGUGCAUUAGAAGUCACUGGGAUGGAGAGGAUCAGAGGGAAACCCACAGCUGUCCUCAGUGCAGACGGACCUUCACAUCAAGACCACCUCUGGUGAAAAACUCCACAUUGGCAGAUUUGUUGGAGGAGCUGAAGAGGACUGGAUUUCAGGCUGCUCCUGUUGAUCUUUCCUAUGCUGAACCUGGAGAUGUGGCCUGUGAUUUCUGCACUGGGAGCAAACUGAAAGCAGCCAAGUCCUGUCUGCAGUGUCUGGUCUUCUACUGUGAGCAGCACCUCCAGCCUCACUAUGAAUCUCCUGCCUUUGAGAAACACAAGCUGGUCGACCCGUCACUGAAGCUUCAGGAGAUCGUUACUCAUCACAGCGAGAGUCCCAGUGAACUCAAAGUUUAUGGUAAAGAAGUGAAGACACAGUUUGAAGAAAGUCGUCAGAGGCUCACCGACAAGGAGAGAGUUUUAAAAGAUCUUACAAAGGAGGAGGAAAGCAUCGGCCGCUCUGCUGAUGAAGCUGUGAGUGACAGUGAGAAGAUCUUCUCUGAGAUCAUCGAUCUGAUCGAGAAAAGCUGCUCCGAUGUGAAGCAGCGGAUCAGAUCCCAGCAGAAAACUGAAGCGAGUCGAGUUAAAGAGCUUCAGGAAACGGUGAGGUGGGAAAUUGCUGAGCUGAGGGGGGAAACUCAAAUUCAGGCCGGUCACCCUUCAGUGCCACCUGUCAGUGAAAGUGCAGAUUCAUCCAGUAUGAACUUCCUUCCUCAUUUUGAGGGUGUGACAGCCGCUGUGUCAGAGGUCAGAGAUAAAGUGCGGGAUGUUCUUAAUGAUAAAUUAACCCAGAUCACACUGACAAAGACUGAUAUGGACGAGCCCAAAAGCAGAGAUGAAUUCUUACAAUAUUCGUGCCUUUUAUCGCUGGAUAAAAACACAAACAGUGGCUUGAUAAAGUUCAACUCGCUCCAAAUGGCACAAUUUUUCAGACAGUCCAAAUCCUUUGUUCACCCGGACGUAUUCAUUGACUAUCCUCAGGUUCUGUGUAGAGAAAGUCUGACUGGACGCUGUUACUGGGAGGUGAAGUUAAGCGAUGGUUGUAUCGCUGUCACAUAUAAAGAUAUCAGAAGAAAAGGAGAUAAAAGUGUAUUUGGGAACAACAACAAGUCUUGGGCGCUGCAUUUUUGUUAUGACGGUUUUUAUGAAUUCAGACAUGACAGCGUCAGAAUUCCCAUCUCGGGUCCUCGGUCCCAAAGAUUUGGAGUGUACCUGGAUCACAGUGCAGGAAUUCUGUCCUUCUACAGUGUCUCUAAAAUUAUGACUCUUCUCCACAGAGUCCAGACCACAUUCACUCAGCCUCUUUAUGCUGGAGUUGGUAUUUAUGAAUUUGGCACUAAUGUUGAAUUCUGCAACAUACCAAAAAACUAGAAGAUCGCUAAAACUUCCAAAGAUGAAACACCUCAACCAUACAGUAGCCUCUUAAUUCUUUUAAAGUUGGGAGAAAAAGACACAGCCUACUGAAACACUGCUUUCAAUUAGUGAUGUGUGUGUUUUAAUGUGUACAAAGCCUGUGAUGUCACCUUUUUGUGAUGCCACCUUUUAAAAAUCAAACACGUCUGACAGCAACUGCGUUAAUAAGCAUCAGGAGAAUCCUUCAGCUGCAGGAACUCUAGGAGGGCACUAAUAUCCUCCAUCACCACUGAGAAAUUAGCUGCAGCUGUCGAGUCUCACCUGUUCAUGCUCAGAUAUGGUAUCAGAUACACCGUUUCACUCUAUGCAGAUGAUCCGGUGAUGUUCACUCAGUAAGCUCUUUCUUUAGAGCAUCCAUCAGGCCUCUCUUUACUCUUAAAACAGGCUCAGUUGUUCAAUGCAUGGCUUGUUCUCUUCUGCCUAAAAACUGGUAUAAAUCCUCGUAGCGUCCACAGGUCGCUGGUAACUUGGUUACAGAGAGAAAGAGAGAGAAAACAUCUUCUAGUUCAUGUUUAGCAUGUAGCUAAACUGGAACCUAACUCCAGCCCUAAGUCUUUCCCCAGCACCCUGUUGGAUGUUCAAAGGUUAACUGGCCCAGAGUGUGUCAGGAUAACACAUCUAUCACCAUUACAUCACCAGCAGCAGUGUGGACUGUUGAUGCAGGCUGAGGCCAUAGAUUCAUGCUUUUGAUUGUGAAGAUUCUGUCUGCAUGCUCGGCCAGAAAACUAGAUGUUUCUCCAGCCUUUAACUGUCUGGUACUGGUGAGCCGGCCCUGUGCCCGUUAUAGCCUCAAGUUUCUGUUGUUGAUGUGACAAGAACCUGAUGUGGUCUUCUGGGGUCUGCACUAUAAAGCAUGUUUAAAAAAACAGACAUCCUUUGCUUAUCUGGCUUCAAUCACCUAAAGAUCAGCAGUCACACUAAGUACCCACAUGAACAGCAAGAAUUACCUCUGUGCAAAUGUUGUAUGAGGUUGACAAGUCCACUGCCUAAGUGCUCUGUUUUAGGACGUUGUCAUUGCAUUAAAGGUUACAAAAAACUAUAUUUCUUAUUGCUCUUACACAAAGGCUUUAGAUGUUCUUAAAACCCCUCACAGGUGAUGCUAUUUUCAGAAGAAUUUAUUGAUCAGUCAGUGGUGUUUCGGUACCUGUUGAUCUCUUAUCUUGAAUUUAACCUGCUCUGUUUCCAUAGUGAUGUACCCCAGUGAGAUUUCAUAUCACAGAGUCAAACCUGAAGUUACUGCAAUAAUUCUGCCAUAAACCAGCCUGGCACUAAUAAAUUAAACCAUUCUUGUGACUGCAGCUGCAUGAUAAGCUGACUGUAUAAUUGCACGAAUAAGGAUUUUAAUGGUGGGCUGUAAUGUAACGUGUAUGUAAUUAUGUAACUUUUCACUUUGUGGUAGUGACCUUUGUUUUUACAUUUUAUGUUUUUCUUCUUGUUCUUUUUUACAUCACCAAAUUAAUGUUGAAAUUAUAAUAUUAAUCUGCUAUCAACCAAUGGAAACAUUGCAUUUCCUGUAAUGAGUGUGUGUGUUUUUUAUAUAUAUUUGUGAAGCACUUUGUAAUGCAAAGUCUGUCACAACAAAAUCAGUAAAGUUCUAUUUGUUAUCUAUUUAUCUUCAGACAACAUCUGUUAUCAACUCAACAUGUUUCUAAAGGUUCUUGUUAACACAAGUGUUGGGGAAUAAUUUGUAAACUUUAUUAAUUAUCUUGUGAAACAUGCUCAGUAGAUGACAUUAUACUGUCAUCGAGUGUGGGUUAAUACUGAGCAGAGCUGCUGGUGAACACUGACUUCCCAUAAAUUAGUGAUAUCUGGUUAGUGUGUGCAGAGACACACCAAAAUGGAGAGCACACAGGCAGGUAAAAUACAUACAGGAUCACAGAAACCUGUUAAAUACAGGAUAAGUUUCUGUGUUCAUAACUCCAGGAGCCAUGGCAGCUUUUUAUUGAAAUGUGAUUUUUUUUUUUCUCACAUCCUAAAG